AACACGUCACGAGGGAGUCGGUCGGGGCUCCCAGUGGAGAGCACUGCUUGUCUAAACACCAGUUAACUACAACCGACUCGACCUGCAGGUUUCAGCGGUGUUGGCUUGAUGGGAUCCAGGCGAGUGACAAAGUGAUGGUCUAAGGACUCGCAGUCACAGAGGUGCUUGCGCGUGGAAUGUUGCGCUGGUCGGUGCACCUGGAAGGAGGGCCGCGGAGAGUCAACCAUGCUGCUGUGGCGGUGGGGCACAAGGUGUUCUCCUUUGGAGGCUACUGCUCUGGGGAGGACUACGAGACACUCCGUCAGAUUGAUGUGCAUGUCUUCAACUCAGUGUCUCUGCGCUGGAUGAAGUUGCCUCCAGUGAGGAUUGGAGGAGGACACGAACGAGCCCGUGAAGUGCCAUAUAUGCGUUAUGGCCACACCGCUGUGCUGCUGGAUGAUAUUAUCUACCUCUGGGGUGGUCGUAAUGACACAGAGGGGGCCUGCAAUGUGCUUUAUGCCUUUGAUGUCAACACCCACAGAUGGUUCACACCCAAGAUUUCGGGGACUGUGCCAGGGGCAAGGGACGGCCACUCCUCCUGCGUCCUCGGGAAGGCAAUGUAUAUAUUUGGAGGAUACGAGCAGCUGGCUGACUGCUUCUCCAAUGACAUCCACAAGCUGGACACCAUCCCCAUGGUUUGGUCAUUAAUUAAUGCCAGAGGCACUCCAGCACGCUGGAGGGACUUCCACUCGGCCACCAUCAUCGGGACAAAGAUGUUUGUGUUCGGAGGGCGAGCGGACCGCUUCGGUCCCUUCCACUCCAACAACGAGAUCUACUGCAACAAGAUCAAAGUGUUCGAUACACAGACCAACUGCUGGCUGAGCACCCCUUCAACACAGCCAUUGCCAGACGGACGCAGAAGUCAUUCAGCCUUUUCCUACAACGGGGAGCUGUAUAUAUUUGGUGGAUACAAUGCCCGUCUGGACCGGCACUUCAACGACCUCUGGAAAUUCAAUCCAGAAGCCUUUUCUUGGACGAAGGUAGAACCGAAAGGGAAAGGUCCAUGUCCGCGGAGACGGCAGUGCUGUUGUAUGGUUGGAGAUCGUAUUAUCCUCUUUGGAGGGACCAGCCCCUGUCCAGAGCAAGGAAUGGGUGACGAAUUUAACCUCAUGGAUCAUUCAGACCUGUAUAUCUUAGACUUCAGCCCUAAUUUGAAGACGUUAUGCAAAAUAGCUGUUAUUCAAUACAGUCUGGAGCAGUCAGGACUCCCACAUGAUAUCAGGUGGGAACUGGCAGCCAUGACCACCAACAGCAACAUCAGCAGGCCCAUCUUCUCCUCCCACGGCUGACGCCACUGAAUGUGAAGCAGAACCAGGACUGCUCGCUCUGUUUUACAGGACACCGAGCUUUUAUCUUUAUAAUCACCUGAGCUACGACAGAGCCGCUUUUGUAGAGUUUGGAUCCGUGUGGGAUUUUAUUUCCCACAUUCACUUCAAGUGAGAACUUGUUACCGACCAAAAUAUCCUGCGUAUGACUUCCUUGGACACCAUGAGCGCUCUCGUGUCUACGGAUAUUUUAACCCCAGAGACACUGGUUACAUGUGACAGAAAUUGUUAACACCUGUUCACCUUUUUGUCUUCUUUCUAGCCUCUCUAGAAAUCCAAUCAGCCUAUGAUAAUCAUAGACUCCUAAUCUAAAGCACAGGAAGAGACAAGGACUUCAGCCAAAGGUCUUGAGAGCUAAAUCUCUUCGUUGAGGAUGUUGUCCUGAUGUCACACUCAACAGAUCUCCCCCUAAGAGACAAAUGUGAACCCUUUGUUCUAGCUAUAAAGACACUGAGAUGGUUUGAUGAGUUUGUAUAUCUUGCUGCUCCAACGUGGUCAUAAAACCAUGAAAAACUACCACGCCCAUUUGCAGAAAAAGAAGUAAUGUGGAGAGGACAUGGCUUACUUAUUACUUUGGUGUUAAAUGCAAAGGAGUGUGAGUAUCGAGUAUGUGGUGUUAUGCCUCCUGCUCUUAUGUGUCUCGAAGGUGAUCUGCAGAGCGACUGAAGCAAGCCAUUUGUCCGCCUUUCUAAAACAAUCAAGUCCAUCUACCUCCCUCAAUAGUAUGUAUCAUAGAUCUUUUGAUAAUACUUCCCAUACAUUAGACAUCUACUUUUCCCCUAGAAAAAAAAAAAGAAGGCCUUUUUCACAUUAGUAUUCCUGGUCGUCUGUUGUAUUCUUCCAAGAAAUGUCGUAGCGUUACUGGAAGAGUUCGACUCACCUGCCACGCCGCCCGUUUACCCUGCAGUUUGUUUUUCAGUGCCAAACGUAGAGGUGAAUCAUGCUGCAAAUAUAUACUGUGUAUGUGUGUAAGCACGUGGUCCCGUCUACACAUGACCACCUGCUUCAGUUUGCCUGUUGUCGCGGGAGAGACGGUCACUAAUAUGCAUCAUGCAGUUGUUCCUCUUAUAGACAAUCCUACAGCCAUCGGACUCUCCCUCGUGACCCGCUCGUUCACAGCACGGUGCAAAUAGGACAGGAGAGUGUUUGUGUACGAGUGCGAGCAAAGCUACACCUGAGCAGAUGUUAAUAAGGGCUGUUAUUAGAAUACACACUCACCACACAGCUGGAAAAUGACUCUGGAUAGCUCCAAUUGUGGGGGUUUAUUCAGCGUGUGUGUUUUUAUCUCACAUUCUCACAUUUUAGAACAAAACUUUGCAAACACAGUAGUGGUGGUGGUGGUGGUGGUCGUCUUUUAAUAAAAGCUUUUAUCUCCACCCACUUUAGUUUAAUGAUAAGGUUGGUGAAAUUCUAUAGUUUUGAUGAAGUCAACAUAUCUCAUAAAAGGCCUACAAGUAAGUGGCUCUUAUUUGUUCCUUCUGAACGGAAAAGUUAAUUAAUUUCCUAAAACAAAUUUACAGGAUUAAAUAACGCAUUAUGUUGAGGACUUAUUUACAGUCAAGGAUGGUGGACUCGCAAGUACGUACAGCAGAACAGUGUACCUGGGAUCGAAUAGAAGUAAACUAAAGUAGUCAUGUUCAAUAUUAGUCAAAUGCUCUGGCUCAUUUAUGCAUUUUUAAUCGUUUUAGGGACAAGAUUUAAGGUCUGUGGAUUGAGAUGUAUCAGUCUUUGGAUACACAGACAAUACUUGCUGGUUUUGGUCUUUUUAUGGGAUUUGUUGACGUAAAGAAAAACAGUAUCACCAGACGUAUCCUUUGAAUCUUCUAAAUAAGAAUAAUGAGUAAUGGGGCAUGACAUUGAUUUGAAUGACUUUGUGAGGAUGAAUACACAGGCAGAAGAGUUUUAUUAAAACCGCCUAUUUAUUUUGAUGUGAAUAGGACCUGUGUUACCACACACGUGUGAGCUGCAUCACUGCUUUUCAGUCCUGGUCUUUGGGGCCGCGUGUGCUGAUAGUCAGAUUGAAUCUGUAUCAGUCUCUGAUUAGCUGGCUGGACUUAAACCCCUGCAGGGCUCUGGGUCCCAAACAUCAGGACUGGAUAACACCGACCUACAUGGUAAAUGUUUACAAAUCUGUGUGUUUCAUGUAAAGCAGCGUAAACAAUCUUAAACGCAGGUCAAAGUCACCAAAUAACUGCACUAAAGCCAAUCGUGGCACGACAGGCCUUACAGAGAGGAGACAUGUGGAUUCUGCUUUCUGCCUACGUAGAGUUCCAGAGUUUGAGACGUCUGCCUGCCUAAACCAAGUCUGAAUUUUAUUUAUAGACCGGUGGUGCCAAUGUGACUCAGUCUUAUGCCCUGAACUCUGCACACAAGCAUGGACAUAUCACACACUUGAUAUUCCUCAGUACCCGGUUACAUGGACGACACGUCAGCUAACGCAACGAAACCACAGGGGAGCCCAUCGUGUGUUCACGAAAAGAAAAGGAAAAAAAUACUGGUGAACGUUGUGAACAAAUCAAGCUCUUGAAUGGCCAACGGCAAAACUUUUUCUUUUUUUCUAAUGUGUGGUGUGGAAGUCAUUUUUAUUUGGACCUUGUUGCGUUUGAAGAUUAUGGGUGAUGGUAUUUACAGUCAAGAACGUUUCAGGAAUAUGACAUGAAGUAAAUAUUAGGUCAAUGACAUUGUAGACUAGACACUAUGGACAACAAUAAAAUACCUGCACAACAAAUCUCCUCAGUGAUGGUCACUCAUAACCAGUUUUGGUGAUUUAGCCUAAAUAUAUUGGCACUGCGUUUUAAAUGCCAGUGAUUUUAAACAGCAGUUUCUCCUUGUUAUGUCUCAUUUGACUUUGUGAGGAGGUUUCAGCAAACAGUUCAGACUUGGCAGAGUGACCUCAUUUACCAAACUAAAAGAAACUGCUUCUGUCAACGGAAGUGGAUUAUUAAAUUAUAGCGCGCACUCAUUGUAAGUUAUUGUGUGAGCAGUAAUUAUUUGAUGAGCAGACUGAAGUAGGUAACCAAAACUGAUUUCAUGUUGAGAAGUGCAUUCUAUCUUUAGCACUCAUAGUAUCUGAUUGUAAUAAUUCAUAAACAACAAAGAAUGCUUGGAGGGAAAAAAAACCAACAGAACAAAGUAUGGAGUGUAUUUGGAAUAAAACUGUGCUCCCUAUGCUUAUUGUUUUUAUUUUAUAUUUGACACUGUUUUCAGAGGGGGAUGUCAAGGUUGGUCAGGACUUCCUGUGCAAUAUACUUUAUUACUGUAUCAAUAAUAAA
This is a messenger RNA of Anoplopoma fimbria (sablefish), 4636 nucleotides long. RefSeq names its product kelch domain containing 3 (gene klhdc3). The transcript is spliced from 11 exons. The coding region runs from base 177 to 1328 and encodes 383 amino acids. Gene Ontology annotation, molecular function: protein binding; chromatin binding. Gene Ontology annotation, cellular component: cytoplasm. NCBI's taxonomy places the organism in Eukaryota, Metazoa, Chordata, Actinopteri, Perciformes, Anoplopomatidae. The record is from RefSeq and is a predicted model, not a curated record.